This is a messenger RNA of Beta vulgaris subsp. vulgaris (sugar beet), 3050 nucleotides long. Its product is annotated as probable ADP-ribosylation factor GTPase-activating protein AGD14. The record is from RefSeq and is a predicted model, not a curated record. Bases 376 to 2514 code for a protein of 712 amino acids. The transcript has 14 exons. NCBI's taxonomy places the organism in Eukaryota, Viridiplantae, Streptophyta, Magnoliopsida, Caryophyllales, Amaranthaceae. Gene Ontology annotation, molecular function: GTPase activator activity.
AUUAUUUAUCUACCCAAACAAAUUAUUACUCAUUUUCUUCUUCUUCUCUUUUCACUAUUUUCUCUCUCCUCAUAAAAGCAGUUCAAGUUUAGCUGUACAAGUCGUGGUCUAAUUAAACCAACACCAACAACAACAACUAAAAACCGAAAUUAUAAUUAAAAACCUUCAACUAGUAAUAAACAAAUUUUCAAUUCUUCAAUUCUCAAUCUUUCUCUCUCCUCUUUUUAUCAAUUUUUCACUUUCCACCAUUUUUUUGUGUUUCUCUCUCCUCCAUUUUUUUUUUGCUUCGACAAUCAAUCAUCACUGUCGGUGUCAACUUCGGCAGCGAACUAUUUGAAGUUCAAAUUUUAACAACGCAGUGAUUGAAUUUGAGAAAUGGCGAGUCGAUUGAAAGAAGACGAUAGAAAUGAGAAAGUUAUACGAGGUCUUCUUAAGUUACCUGGUAAUCGUAGGUGUAUGAACUGCAAUACUCUGGGUCCCCAAUAUGUGUGCACCACUUUUUCGACUUUUAUUUGCACUACUUGUGGUGGGAUUCACCGUGAAUUCACACACCGAGUAAAGUCAGUAUCAAUGGCUAAAUUUACACCACAAGAGAUUGCUUCUCUUCAGGCUGGCGGAAAUGAGCGUGCAAAGGAAAUACACUUUAAAGAUUGGGAUUCUCAACGGCAAACUGCUCCCGAUAGCAGCAACGUGGACAAACUUCGCGACUUUAUCAAGCACGUGUAUGUGGAUAGGAGAUACAGUGGUGAAAGAGGCAGCGACAGACCUCCACGCGGAAAACUGGGGGACAAAGAAGAACCAAAUGAAAAUAGGAGAUCGGAUGCAUAUCAGAGUGGUUCUCGAAGCCCACCAUAUGAUGAUAAAUAUGAUCGUCAUAGUGCCAGGUCGAGUCCUGGCUAUGAUUCGAGAAGAAGUCCAGGAUAUGAUCAAGACAACCAGAGGCAUAGUGACUAUGGGAGAAGCCCUGUCCGUCCUGGAAUUGUUAGUGAUUGGCGACGGGAAGACAGAUUUUCUAAUGGAAGUAGAUCUGAUGAUCAUCGUAGUUCUGACGGAGAAGGUAAGCCUGAAAUCAGAUCGCCAGAUAGCCAAAAAGAUUCUACUUUCCCCAGCCCACCUCCUGUACGAUCUGUUAAGGAGAUACUGGGAGAGAAUGUUGUACCUCUUCGCAUUAGUGAGCCUCCAAGAGCCAGUAGUGGCAGGGCGUCUGAUGUCUCUAAAGUUACUCAGAGAACAGCCUCCUCUAGUAGCUUGGCAUCCAGCAAUGGCAAUCCUGUGGAAAUUAAAAGGGAAGCAUCAUUGAUUGAUUUUGAUGCUGAUCCGGAACCUCCUAUGGCUGCCGCUGCAACACAAGUUCAGCAAUCAGCUGCUGGUCAAUCAGUUGUGCAGUCAACAAGUACACAAAGUGAUGAUAAUUGGGCUUGUUUUGACAGUGCUCCUGUAGAUAAGGUGUCUCAAGGACUUCAAAGUACGAAUCCACUGGAAUCUGUACUUACAGAGUUGUCAGUUCCAGCUCCUGGCCAUUCAAUUGGAUCAACAAGUAGCAAUGCUGCUCCCGUGCCUUCAAGUGGCAUGUUCCCAUUGUCAACUAGUGGUGAUUUGCUAUCUGCUUCUGUGGAUAAUACAUCAGUAGCUGCAUUUCCUGUGUCUGCUCCUGCAUCCUCACCAUUGACCAGUUUGUCAUCUUUCCCAUCUGGAGGUGCUGCGCCUGCUCAUAGCCUGCCACCAACAUUGCCUGCAAAUGGCGGUACUUAUCAGCAGUAUGGAAUGCAGCCUCAGCAACAGGCUUUCACCCAUUUUGCUGCUGGUCAGCCCGUUGCUCCACAAGUAGCUUCAGCUUUUCCUAGUAGUUCUGGCAGUCAGGGAGUGACAGGCAAUCCUGUCGCACAAUCUUCACAAGCUGGUACAAUCCCUCAGUCACAAACAGUUGAAGCUAAAUCCAGCGACAGAAAAGAGCUUCCUGCGGAUCUCUUUGCUAAUACAUACUCAUUUGCCCCUUAUCGAGCUCCUGGUUGGCGAGCUGGUGUCAGUGGUAUGUAUCCUGGUAUGGGAUUUCCUAUGCAGUAUAACCCUGCAAUGUCAAUGGCAACAUAUCAACAGCCAACAUAUCAACAGCCAACAUAUCAACAGCCAACGUAUCAACAGCCAACGAAAUCAGCUAACCCUUUUGAUGCUGAAGGAUCUUCUGUGCAACCUGCAGAGUUCCCUUCUAUGUCAUCUGUGCAUGCUGCCCUCCCUGAUACUGGGGCUCCAAGAGGAGUAGCACAUGCUUCAAAUCUCGGUGCUGCUACACCUUCAUGGAUGACACCUCAGUUGUCAACAGCGCACCCGGCUGCACCAUCUUUUGGAUCUGGCAUGCCAGCUGGGAUAUACAUGGGCCAGCAGCUACCCACCAACACAACAUCAUCCAGGCCGCAAGGAUUUGGAAGCUCUAAUAAUGAAGGGACUGGUUUUGGCCCAUUGAACCCGACUGCACCCAUGCCAAACCCUUCCCUUAGUGGGAAUCCAUUCGGCUAAAACACGUCUUGCUCCACCCCUUUCGACAAUUCUUUUGUAAUGUUUCGUCUUUCUGCAGAGCUUAUACAUCUAUACUCCACCUCAAGUAGGAAGUUUUGAGGUCUUGGUGCUGAGGUUCAUUUGCCGUGUUCCCAUGUAAAAACGUUUUGCACCUGUAGAAUACAUCUAGAGAAUGUGAAGAGCUUUGAGGAGUAAUCUUGUGAUUUCAAAGGGGCAUGCAAGUCCAUGGAAUUGUCAUAUGUUGCAAUUUUGAUCUCCAUCUAUACCGAUGACGGAUCAGCAUUUGGCGAUCGUUGUUUUAAGCUUGUGCCCUCUCAAAUUGUAUCAAUUCUUUUUCUAUUUUACUGUAACUUAGUGUGGUAUCAUCUACUGCCAUUAUUUCAGUGAGUGGCGUCCAUUUGUGAAAAAUUUAUUUUAGUGGGCUUGAUAUAUGAAGUAUAAGACACUCAUUGUAUCCCCCUUUUCUUUUUCUUCUUCAUUAUUUACCUUAUGUGAAUAUAGAUGCUUCAUUUGAAAAAAUGUCUUGUUUUCUGACA